AUGUCUUCCCAUGACAGUGACCCAUUCUAUCUCAGGCGGGAAAACACGGUCCAUGAAUUUUUGGAGUUUGAGUACUCCCAUGGUCGUCUUCGAUAUGCCAACAACUCGAAUUAUAGGAAUGACAGCUUGAUCCGGAAAGAAAUGUGGGUUGGGCCGUUAGUGGUCAAGGAGCUCAAACGCAUUGUGGAAUCGAGUGAAAUCACAAAGGAAGACGAUACGAAUUGGCCGAAAAAAAACAUCGUUGGAAAGCAAGAACUCGAGAUACGUGUAGGCAAUGACCACAUUGCUUUCGAGACUGCGAAAAUCGGGUCGCUUGUUGAUAUCCAAGACAGCGAGGAUCCUGAAGGACUUCGUGUAUUUUACUACCUCGUACAAGACUUGAAGUGUUUGAUAUUCUCCCUCAUUUCUCUUCACUUCAAGAUCAAGCCUAUCUAG
Molecule: messenger RNA, 435 nt
Organism: Suillus subaureus
Lineage: Eukaryota; Fungi; Basidiomycota; Agaricomycetes; Boletales; Suillaceae
Product: mago nashi
Exons: 6
Coding region: 1-435 (144 amino acids)
Biological process (GO): RNA splicing
Cellular component (GO): nucleus; exon-exon junction complex
Source: RefSeq, a predicted model, not a curated record